GGUGCACAAGCAAUGCAUAACGGAACAGCAACCCAAGCGUGCAUAUCCGCGCCAAGGGCCUCGACAACGGCAUUCGCGUGAAUGGCAUUCUCAAGUUCGGUAAUUUGCAUCACCUCUCAACCUCCCAGUCGUGGCUUCAUCAUCGUCCAAUGAAGGGACGCCCCCUGCACCAGUCCCUGAAAUACCCUAGACGCCCCAAUCCCUACGACCCUACAAACUCCCUCGACGACAUCUCAGGUUUCCAUUGGGCCCUCCACGAAUUCCUUCAAUCUCGCAUGCACGAAAGCGAUCCAGACAAACAGAGAUUGUACUUUGCGACUGGAUAUGGUCUUAUUCAAUGCGUGAAGGUUCUUGGCUGGCAUUCAUCAGGGAGGUAUUCAACAUGCGUACCACCAUCUCCAUAUACCACCAACUAGGUAUAUGCAUGUGUUUCAAAGAUACUGAUGCGUGGUUU
This is a messenger RNA of Suillus clintonianus, 454 nucleotides long. RefSeq lists its product as uncharacterized. The coding region runs from base 150 to 416 and encodes 88 amino acids. NCBI's taxonomy places the organism in Eukaryota, Fungi, Basidiomycota, Agaricomycetes, Boletales, Suillaceae. The transcript is spliced from 5 exons. The record is from RefSeq and is a predicted model, not a curated record.